AUGUCUACCCUCUUGUUCUAUAUAGACGACGCCUGCACUGACACAGGAGAUUUUCCUAACGUAACAGCGCAGAACGAAGGUGUCGAUGGGUACUGCACGCUCUUCAACAUCACUGGAUGGCAGAGCUUCAAAGUACAGACUAUCUUUGAGACAUGUGCAUUCACAGUAUAUGAUUCCCAAAUCCAAUGGUGCUCGGGGGACUAUACAACAUUGCGCCUUGGUGAAUGUAUGCCCAGCGCUACUACAGAUGUUAAUCAAUUCUCGCUCGAUUGUCAAGGAUCGUCUACGGCUCUUACCACUGCAUCUUCGGAACCGUCGGCCUCGAGUGAUGGCGGCCUAUCAACUGGCGCGCAGGCAGGAAUCGGCGUCGGAGUGUCACUCAUAGUCAUUGCGGCCAUUGCAACGGUUGUGUUCUUCCUGCUACGCCGACGACGGAAAGCCAGCCCUGGUGCAGAGGAGAACAGAGCAGAGACAAUCUCAGAAAUGAGUGGAACAAAGGUUUACCCAGCAGAAGUCGGAGACCGGUAUAGCGCACACAUGAUCCCCUAUAACAAGCGACAACCUACGAACAGUGCCGUCGAAGCGCCAGGCGAUGGCCCAACGAAGCCAGUGUUUGAAAUGGACGCCGGAAUGGAUGCCGGUCGGCCUCGGGCACGAACCUUCGAAAUGUCGGCAGACUCAGAGACUUGGGCUGAUCACACCAACAGCACCAGCACAAAGGUGUCACGAGAUUGGGGCCACACGAGGUGA
This is a messenger RNA of Cyphellophora europaea CBS 101466, 750 nucleotides long. RefSeq lists its product as uncharacterized. The coding region runs from base 1 to 750 and encodes 249 amino acids. The record is from RefSeq and is a predicted model, not a curated record. The transcript is spliced from 4 exons. NCBI's taxonomy places the organism in Eukaryota, Fungi, Ascomycota, Eurotiomycetes, Chaetothyriales, Cyphellophoraceae.